AGCACGUGCAACUAUGGGCAGCAGGAGCGGUCGGCAAGCCUCAGCUGGAUUGCUCUGGGCUUUGGCAACAGCUAUCCUGGCUAUAGCAUAUGCGUCGCCGGAGGGGCCACACCCGCUUAAUAUCGCGGAGGUGCAUGGAGUUAAAGCAAGGAGCGAUGGACGACACCUGCAGCAGACUUUUGGCACUUCAAGCAUCGUCCCAUUGGUAAUUGAUGAUGCCCCAUGUCUGUCGUUCAAUGCGGAUGACUCAGCUCUUGUGCUAGCGCCUGGGGGCGGCUUUGCUGGGUACGCGACCGUUCAUUCAAACGGAUAUGACUCCAACGGACUUAGCAUCUUACGAGUAAAUGUCACCACGAUGGGCUUUGAAGGACAGUUAUACUUUGGCUCGACCAACAGCUCGUUGGAUGCAUCCAACUUUAGGGCAAUGUUGAGCACUGAUCUACCCGAUGGUUGCCCAGCAACAACGCGGCCC
This is a messenger RNA of Astrephomene gubernaculifera, 472 nucleotides long. The record is from the annotation of a GenBank genome assembly. Lineage: Eukaryota; Viridiplantae; Chlorophyta; Chlorophyceae; Chlamydomonadales; Astrephomenaceae.